AUGUUAAAAAUCCUGAUCCCCACACUCAUGCUCUUCCCAACGAUCUGGCUCAGCCCCGCGAAAUGACUGUGAACUACAUCAAUUGCCCAAAGUCUAAUCAUUGCCCUAGCAAGUUUAUCCUGACUUAAGUGAUCAUCAGAAACCGGAUGAUCUUCCUCAAACCUCUAUCUAGCAACUGAUCCUCUGUCAACACCCCUAUUAGUAUUAACCUGCUGAUUGCUCCCCCUUAUGAUCCUCGCUAGCCAAAAUCACCUGUCCCCUGAACCAUUAAAUCGCCAACGAACCUACAUCUCCCUCCUCGUCUCCCUCCAAACAUUCCUAAUCCUAGCAUUCGGGGCCACAGAAAUCAUUAUAUUUUACAUCAUAUUCGAAGCCACACUACUCCCGACCCUAAUUAUUAUCACCCGCUGAGGAAAUCAAACAGAGCGUCUCAAUGCCGGUACCUACUUCUUAUUUUAUACAUUAGCUGGUUCCCUGCCCCUCCUAGUAGCCCUGCUUCUUAUACAAAAUGAUAACGGAACCCUAUCUAUAUUCACCCUGCAAUAUACACAACCUUUGCACCUUUUAACAUGGGGUGAUAAACUCUGGUGAGCUGCCUGCCUUUUAGCUUUCCUUGUAAAAAUGCCACUCUAUGGCGUUCACCUUUGACUUCCAAAAGCCCACGUAGAGGCCCCAAUCGCCGGAUCUAUAAUCCUAGCAGCUGUCCUCCUCAAACUAGGGGGGUACGGCAUAAUACGUAUGAUAGUUAUACUAGACCCCCUCACCAAAGAACUAGCCUACCCCUUUAUCGUUUUGGCCCUUUGAGGUAUCAUUAUAACUGGGUCCAUCUGCCUUCGUCAAACGGACCUGAAGUCACUAAUCGCCUACUCUUCAGUAGGCCACAUAGGACUGGUUGCAGGGGGCAUUUUGAUUCAAACUCCCUGAGGAUUCACUGGCGCAAUUAUCCUCAUAAUCGCACACGGCCUCGCCUCCUCAGCACUUUUCUGCUUAGCCAAUACUAGCUACGAACGCACUCAUAGCCGAACCAUACUUCUGGCACGAGGAAUGCAAAUAAUUCUUCCCUUAAUGACCACUUGAUGAUUUAUCGCUAGUUUGGCUAAUCUAGCCCUUCCUCCUCUCCCCAACCUUAUGGGAGAACUAAUAAUCAUCACUUCUAUAUUUAACUGGUCAUAUUGAACUCUUAUUCUCACGGGACUAGGCACACUAAUCACAGCAAGCUACUCCCUCUAUCUGUUCUUAAUAACCCAGCGGGGGCCCCUACCUUCCCAUAUUAUUGCUCUUGAACCCGCCCACACCCGAGAACAUCUGCUUAUUAUUUUACACCUCAUCCCGAUUAUCCUCCUAAUUUUAAAGCCUGAACUCAUGUGAGGCUGAUGUUUCU
Oncorhynchus gorbuscha (pink salmon) is the source of this 1381-nucleotide messenger RNA. The record is from the annotation of a RefSeq genome assembly. Lineage: Eukaryota; Metazoa; Chordata; Actinopteri; Salmoniformes; Salmonidae.